AUGUCGACUACUGCCAACACCAAUAAUAAUAAUAAAUACAUCAAUGAUAGCUUGGCUGUGCAAUACAGACACAGACCAGCAAAGAAGUUGGAUAUAAAUCCAAGUCAAGGUUUAUUAACAAAUAGUUUGCCAAUGGCUGCAAUGUUUAUGCGUAAUAAGUUUCUAGCUUGGUUUUCCUUGUUCACUACAUGGCAUUAUUUUUUAACCACUCCAAGUAUUAGUACUAAAGAUACUAAAAAUCCACAAGACGCUACUAGUUUUAAGUUAGUUGCUAGUAUUGUUUCCAUUGUUGUUUGUUACAUGGACAUGUUGUUCAUUCCAAAGGGUAGUGGUAAUGCCAAACAACCUGAUGUCGCUGUUGGAUCUAAAUAG
Molecule: messenger RNA, 372 nt
Organism: Saccharomycodes ludwigii
Lineage: Eukaryota; Fungi; Ascomycota; Saccharomycetes; Saccharomycodales; Saccharomycodaceae
Exons: 1
Coding region: 1-372 (123 amino acids)
Source: RefSeq, a predicted model, not a curated record